Messenger RNA from Neofelis nebulosa (Clouded leopard), 1507 nucleotides. RefSeq lists its product as uncharacterized. The record is from RefSeq and is a predicted model, not a curated record. The coding region runs from base 146 to 673 and encodes 175 amino acids. The transcript has 2 exons. NCBI's taxonomy places the organism in Eukaryota, Metazoa, Chordata, Mammalia, Carnivora, Felidae.
UCUACCAGAACCGUUAACAAGUAGAAAAACUGCUUUGAAUUUCGGCUUUUGUCGUUUCCCCCGUUUUCUACAGGAUGGCAAACGGGCAGGAAAAUGCUGGGUUAAAAGCUGUGGAAAAGUUCUAGUGUUGAAAAUCAGCUCGUAAAUGAUGAAGAGCUUUUUGAACUGCGAACUGGCUCUGGAUUGGGUGCAUAGGACGGUAACCAGCGACUCCGUCUCACUCCCCUGCCCGGCUCCGCUCCGCGCCCCGACUCCGCUGUCUCCCAUCACCCCCCCCCCCCCCCCCCCAUGGAGCCGCCCGGGACUCCUGCCCGCGGUCGCGUCCCCGCCGCUCCGGUCCGGCCCAGCCGCAUGGACAACCCACAGGCCGCCCCGGCAGCGGCCACGGCCGGCUAGGGCGUCAGGGGAGGGGACAGGUCAGGUGCUGGGCCGGAGGGAGCCUCCUACCCCGAGAGGCGGCACGCCGGGCCCGGGCGCGUCUCGACCGCCGAGCCGGGGAGCCCCCACCUCCGGGGCCCGGUGGCAUCGCGGGGGGUGGGGGGGGGGAGCCGAGGAAGGGAAGAGGGUGGUGGGGUGGGCAGUGUCAGGCCGAUUUGUUCAGGGCCAGAGGGUUCGCCUUCUGCUACCUGCUCCCCGGGCCAGCCACCCGCCCAGGCUGGGGUGCUCGGGGUAACAGCUGCCUCGGCCAGACAGCUGCUCCUGCCGGCCCUCCUCCCCACACCUGGCCUCCGGGAGGUGCGCCUUUGCCUUCCUCACCGAGCAUCUGCACUGUGGAGACUCCUUCCGUGGCGAGAGGACGGGUCUGGACCAGGCCUGAGGCAAGGUGGAGCCAUGAUCUGAACCUGGGACGGAGGUUGGGAAAGUCGAGCCCGAGGCAGCUUUGGGACCUGAACACUCUUGUCAGAUGGAGAUGGGUAUUAGUCUUUUCAGUGUCAGCAGUUUCCCACGAAGCACUUGGAAUACUUGAGUUUUGUGGCUGAAGCCUAAAUCAGAUUGGUACUUCCGGCCACAGAAUGGUCUAUGAAAGAAGCAGGUUGCAUGAGCCUGUUUGGGAAGCAACAACGUUGCUUCGCAUUUAUAUGGCACUGCGUUUUGUUUUGUUUUGUUUUGUUUUUUUCCUUUCCCUGAAAGUCAAAGCACGUAAGCACACCUAGUUUUCUCUGUAAAGGAAGGUGAGUAUUCCAGUUACACUUAGAAGAAAUUGAGGAUGGGGCCGGAAGCUGUGAACAGCCUUUCAUCCAGUGUUGUGCGUCUCGGAUUAUAGGCAGUUUUGAUUCCCGGUGUGGUGUGCAGGGAAGAUAUUUUGUCCUUCCGUAGUAUUUCCUUUUUGGAAUCUAAUCGCUUCUUAGAUUUAAAACAGGUUGUUUUUUUUUUUUUUUUUUUUUUCCCCAUACCAGCCCUUUCUGUACGUUAACUUCCACCCGUCUGAUAUUUGCAGCCCUGACCUUACGGAGUUUGUCCAUUUCGGUUAGAUCACAAAUGUGUUCUCUCACUCAUUGAUGAUUUC